Molecule: messenger RNA, 3809 nt
Organism: Rana temporaria (common frog)
Lineage: Eukaryota; Metazoa; Chordata; Amphibia; Anura; Ranidae
Product: transcriptional regulator CRZ1-like
Exons: 5
Coding region: 230-3214 (994 amino acids)
Biological process (GO): regulation of DNA-templated transcription
Source: RefSeq, a predicted model, not a curated record
CUAGUGUGAUUUCCCUCACAAAUAUGUCUCCGACACAGCAGCUCGUCUCUACAUAGACCCGCAGUGAGUUUUGGUCUCCGGCAAAAUGGCGGCCACCCAUUACAUAGAUAGACUGGAAAAGGAGACACAUCGCAUCCACAGAGGUCAGAGGAUGACGGGAGAAGAGACUUCCGUUGUGGAGACUGAACUGGGACUGACGUGAUGUAUUAUUGUACCAACGCGACCUAAGAUGGAGAAGGACAGAAACAAGAUGGCCACCAAAAUAAUAAGUCUCACCCUGGAGAUCCUCUACCUGCUGACCGGAGAGGAUUAUGUUGUGGUGAAGAAGUCCGGUGAGGACCAAGUUUCGGGAGGUCGGAGCAGAACCCGGAGCCUCAUCACAGAGCUUCCAAUUCCCUCCAUGACUCCUGAGAGCGACAGUGAGCAGAAGAUCCUGGAACUGACCACCAUGAUGGUCCAUCUGCUGACAGGAGAGGUUCCUAUAAGGUGUCAGGAUGUCACUGUCUAUUUCUCCAUGGAGGAGUGGGAGUAUUUAGAAGGACACAAGGAUCUCUACAAGGACGUCAUGAUGGAGGAUCACCACACCCUCCCGGAUCCGGAGGAGCCGCUGGCUGAAGAUGUCUCUUCUGGAGGAUUCCAUCCUUGUCUUUCCAUAAAUAAAGAGAAGAAAUGUAUGGAAAGCCAUCGGGGGAGUCGUGGCCUGGAAUGUGGGAAGCAGAAGAUUUGCCAGAGACAGGAGGGGAAGGAUAGACCCAUGAACUGUGUGACCCACGUGAAGGAGGGAGAGAAUCUCACCAACCUUCCCUCCACCCACCAUAGUCGGGAAGGUCCAACCUCGUAUGGAGAUCACACACAAUAUAUAGCUUCCCCGAUCAAGGAGGGAGAGAAUCUCACCAACCUUCCCUCCACCCACCAUUGUCGGGAAGGUCCAACCUCGUAUGGAGAUCACACACAAUAUAUAGCUUCCCCGAUGAAGGAGGGAGAGAAUCUCACCAACCUUCCCACCACCCACCAUAGUCAUGAAGGUCCAACCUCGUAUGGAGGAGAUCAGACACAAUAUAUAGCUUCCCCGAUGAAGGAGGGAGAGAAUCUCACCAACCUUCCCACCACCCACCAUAGUCAUGAAGGUCCAACCUCGUAUGGAGGAGAUCAGACACAAUAUAUAGCUUCCCCGAUGAAGGAGGGAGAGAAUCUCGCCAACCUUCCCUCCACCCACCAUAGACGGGAAGGUCCAACCUCGUAUGGAGAUUACACACAAUAUACAUCUACCCCGAUGAAGGAGGGAGAGAAUCUCACCAACCUUCCCACCACCCACCAUUGUCGGGAAGGUCCAACCUCGUAUGGAGAUCACACACAAUAUAAAGCUUCCCCGAUGAAGGAGGGAGAGAAUCUCGCCAACCUUCCCUCCACCCACCAUAGUCAUGAAGGUCCAACCUUGUAUGGAGGAGAACGGACACAAUAUAUAACUUCCCCGGUGAAGGAGGAGGAUCAUUUCAUGGACUGUCCUACCCCCCAGCAUACAUCUCAUAGUCAUAUAGGUUCAGAAGAUCAGACACAAUAUAUAACUUCCCCAGAGAAGGAGGGAGAGAAUCAAACCAACCUUCCCUCCACCCACCAUAGUCAUGAAGGUCCAACCUCGUAUGGAGAUCACACACAAUAUAUAGCUUCCCCGACCAAGGAGGGGGAUCAUUUCACCGAUCUUCCCUCCACCCACCAUAGUCAGGAAGGUCCAGCCUCGUAUGGAGGAGAUCUGACACAAAACCCAUCUACCCCGAUGAAGAAGGAGGAUCAUUUCACCAACCUUCCCUCCACCCACCAUAGUCAGGAAGGUCCAACCUCGUAUGGAGGAGAUCUGACACAAAACACAUCUACCCCAAUGAAGAAGGAGGGUCAUUUCACCAACCUUCCCUCCAUCCACCAUAGUCAGGAAGGUCCAGCCUCGUAUGGAGGAGAUCUGACACAAAACCCAUCUACCCCGAUGAAGAAGGAGGAUCAUUUCACCAACCUUCCCUCCAUCCACCAUAGUCAGGAAGGUCCAGCCUCGUAUGGAGGAGAUCUGACACAAAACCCAUCUACCCCGAUGAAGGAGGAGGAUCAUUUCACCAACCUUCCCUCCAUCCACCAUAGUCAGGAAGGUCCAGCCUCGUAUGGAGGAGAUCUGACACAAAACACAUCUACCCCGAUGAAGAAGGAGCCCUGUCUGUCCAUAGAAGGGACCCCCCCAAAUAAUGACAUUUAUACCCAUAGAGACACUCCGCAGGGUCUGUGUACUAAAAUUAAGGAGGAGCCCCGUUCAUGUGAGGGCGCAAACCCCGUGGACAUCCAUUCACAUUCAUUUCCAUCUUCUCAUAUUAAAGAAGAACCCCCCUCUUGUGAGGAAGCCGAUCUUCCCAGGAGUGGAACGAACUUCCUUACAAACAGCACAGCCUAUCUUUCUUCUCGUAAUAGGGUGGAGCCUGCAUCAUGUGUGGGAGGAGAUUUCCCCGACAUUUUCUUCCCUAUAGAUAUGUAUGAAGAGCCGGAGCUCCCGGCGUACGUACCCACCGACCAGCUGUACGCUGAUACUGGAAUUCUGGGGUACAACGGCUGGGAUGUGGGAUCUGAUCCCCUCCACAACUCCAUGAUUGUAACCUGCACUAAGCGUGGGGAAAACCUCUCCAAUAGGAUGCCUUCUCAGACCAAUCAGAGAUCUUGUGUGGCGGAUAGACCGGUCCCUUAUCCUGAUUGGUGGAGGACUUUUGGCGGGAGCCCGAAUGUGGCGGUGCCUGGGAGGGGGGCCAGCAGUGGGAAGUCUUUAUCCCACUACGAACGAGAGAGACGCUUUUCAAGGCAGCCGCGGUUCCCUGCCAGAGACACGCCGCGCUUCUUCUGCUUCGAAUGCGGUAAGUAUUUCUCUAGUAACCCGCACCUCAUCCGCCACCAGCGCAUCCACACCGGCGAGAAGCCCUUUUCCUGUACCGACUGCGGCAAGAGCUUCAAUCAGAAGUCCAUCCUGGUGACUCACCAAAGGACCCACACGGGAGAGAAACCAUUCGUGUGUUCGCUGUGCGGGAAAUCCUUCAUCAAGAGCUCCAACCUGGUCACCCACCAGAGGAUCCACGGCGGAGAGAAGCCCUUCUGCUGUCCAGACUGCGGGAAGUCCUUCAUGAAAAGUUCCAGUCUUGUAGCUCACCAAAGAACUCACCGAGGAAGGAGGCAGUUUCCUUUCUUCUGAGAAGCCGGAAUUGGUGGGGGUGCCUCAGUCCUCAGUCGGGGCGCCUCCCACCCGCCCCAGUCCUCAGUCGGGGAGCCUCCCACCCGCUCCAGUCCUCAGUCGGGGAGCCUCCCACCCGCUCCAGUCCUCAGUCGGGGAGCCUCCCACCCGCUCCAGUCCUCAGUCGGGGCGCCGCCCACCCGCCCCAGUCCUCAGUCGGAGCGCCUCCCAUCCGCCCCAGUCCUCAGUCGGAGCGCCUCCCAUCCGCCCCAGUCCUCAGUCGGGGCGCCUCCCAUCCGCCCCAGUCCUCAGUCGGGGCGCCUCCCAUCCGCCCCAGUCCUCAGUCGGGGCGCCUCCUACUCGCCCCAGUCCUCAGUCGGGGCGCCUCCCACCUGCCCCAGUCCUCAGUCGGGGCGCCUCCCACCCGCCCCAGUCGGGGCAUCUACCGUCACCCGGCUCCUCCGCCUUCCUCCACAAUGUCCGGUGGAGCCGAGUGUAUGACUCUGCUGAUUGUACGGAGCCGUGUUUCCUGUAAGUCUGGAUGGACUUGAUCUUUUUCCACUCUUCUCUAUUUAUUUCUGGAAUUUAUAAGAGUUAUUAAAGAUAUAAAACUGAA